This is a messenger RNA of Abrus precatorius (Indian licorice), 2096 nucleotides long. RefSeq names its product auxin response factor 17-like. Gene Ontology annotation, molecular function: DNA binding. Gene Ontology annotation, cellular component: nucleus. The record is from RefSeq and is a predicted model, not a curated record. NCBI's taxonomy places the organism in Eukaryota, Viridiplantae, Streptophyta, Magnoliopsida, Fabales, Fabaceae. The coding region runs from base 181 to 1911 and encodes 576 amino acids. Gene Ontology annotation, biological process: response to hormone; regulation of DNA-templated transcription. The transcript is spliced from 3 exons.
AAAUCGAUCGGACACAACUGCUGGGAGAGAGAAAGAAGCGCACACAGCGACACCAACAGAAUAAACACUCUCUGGCAUUGACACACUCACAUUUCUAUUCUUAUGUUUAAACCCUAACAAAUAACAAUCAAACCCCUCAUUCAUUCUCCCAACUUCGAAUCCAUUCUUGAGUAUCUGAGAAUGCCUCCGCCGCACCCCCGCCGCGUCGACCAAAAACUGUGGCAGGCAUGCGCCGGCGCCACCGUGAAAAUCCCAGCGCUGCAUUCUAGGGUUUACUACUUCCCCAGGGGUCAAAUGGAACACGCCUCUCCCUCACGUAACCUCUCUCUCCCCCCUCUCAUCCGUUCACUCCCCUUUGUUCCCUGCUACGUGUCCGCUCUCGAUUACCUCGCCGAUCCCCUCUCCGACGAGGUCUUCGCCAAGCUCCUUCUCACUCCCCUCACCCACACCCACAACCAAAACGACGUCGUUGUGUCCCCCCGAUUCCUCACUCCCCUCUCCCACCUCCAUUCGCCCAAUGACGACGACAACCGCAACGCAGUCGUUUCGUUUUCCAAAAUUCUCACUCCCUCCGACGCCAACAACGGUGGCGGUUUCUCCGUUCCGCGUUUCUGCGCCGAUUCUAUCUUCCCUCCGCUCAACUUCGACGAUGAUCCUCCCGUUCAGGUUCUCUCCGUCACCGACGUCCACGGCGUCACGUGGCAGUUUCGCCACAUUUACCGUGGAACGCCGCGCCGGCACCUUCUCACCACCGGCUGGAGCAAGUUCGUCAACCACAAGAAGCUCGUCGCUGGUGAUUCCGUCGUCUUCGUGAAGGACUCUGACGGGAAGGUCUUUGUCGGGAUUCGCCGCGCCCUGCGGUUCGCAAAGGGCGAGGUCGCCGAGGAGGAGAUGCCUGCGAAUGAGGGAUUUUCGCGGAGUGCGAGGGGGAGGGUUUCUGCAAGGGCAGUUGCGGCGGUGGUGGAAGCGGCGGGGAGGAAGGUGCCGUUUGAGGUUGUGUAUUAUCCGAGAACUGGUUUGGCGGAUUUUGUGGUGAAGGCAGAGAUUGUGGAGGAAGCAAUGAAGAUCAUGUGGGUUGGUGGAAUGAGAGUGAAGAUGGGUAUGGAGACUGAGGAUUCUUCUAGAAUGACGUGGUUUCAGGGGACUGUAUCUUCUGCCUCUGCUUCUGAAAAUGGACCUUGGCGCAUGCUUCAGGUUAACUGGGAUGAACCUGAGGUUUUGCAGAAUGCAAAGCAGGUCAGUCCUUGGCAGGUUGAACUCGUUUCCCCGGUACCUACACUUCAUACAGCAUAUCCCCCCGCAAAAAGGUUUAGAGCUGACCAGGGUUCUGGGCUGUUGAGUGGUAGAGAGGAUAGAGAGGGAGAUCCCUUCUUUCCUAUGACAGGGUCUCCUAACUUAACAAUUGGACACUUGAAUAAAGAAUUGUUGAGUUAUGAUACUUCUCCUGCUGGCAUGCAGGGAGCCAGGCAUGAUCUAUUUUCUGCUUCAAGUUUUUCCAACUUUUUAAAUGAUAACUCUUAUCCACAUAUGGAUAAUUUUUCCUCUGGGAACAAUAAACUGCCAAGGGCGGGAACUGUGUCAACAGAGCUGAACAUUGGCAGUCCUCAAUCUGAUGACUUGUCUCCACAUAGUCAGAGUAGUUUUCAUUCCAUUGACACACAGGUUGCUGGGACACACAACGGCAACUCCAAAGUUGGUUCUGGUUCAAUUCAGCUAUUUGGUAAGAUCAUCCGGCCUGCUAAAAGUGAUUUGCAUGAUGCUGAUUGCAUGGGAGGUGAUGUCAGUAGGGGCUGCAAAGAAACUGAAGGCAUUAACAACCCACCAGAUCAUUCUUUGACUUACUCAAAAUUGCUCAACAGGCUUGAUGUCCAAUGUCAACGACCCUCCCCAGUCGAGGCAUGUUAUUUGUGAAACUAGUUAUGCAGAUAAGAAGUUGUACAGGCACUCAAGGCUGGUAGGUAAACACGAAACUGUCAACUCUUGUCCUUGUAGUGGUAAAAGUAUAUUCCGGUUAUCUUUUUUUGUUGGUCUGACUGCAACUUGAACGGUGAAAUUAACUUUGUGAUAUUCGAUCAAUUGUAUGAUAUCAAUAUUCG